Hirsutella rhossiliensis is the source of this 1035-nucleotide messenger RNA. RefSeq lists its product as uncharacterized. The transcript has 5 exons. The record is from RefSeq and is a predicted model, not a curated record. Lineage: Eukaryota; Fungi; Ascomycota; Sordariomycetes; Hypocreales; Ophiocordycipitaceae. The coding region runs from base 1 to 1035 and encodes 344 amino acids.
AUGGCGGCCCCCGCCGAGCAAUAUGACCACCUGCUCCCGCAGUCAUCUCAACAUCCACGGGUGCAGCAGCGACCCAACGAGCAAUACUCGCAACAACAAAGGCCCCAGACCAAGCCACGCAGCUACAGUGUCCGCUCCGAGAAGUCCCAUCGAAGCGGCGGCAGCAAGUCGGAUUUCCCCCACGAGUCCAAGACUCUGCAGAGCAAGGCGGAUCCCUCCAUGGCCAUCAACGAAGCAGAACCUGCUACCAUGGCCGUCAUGGAGGAGUCGAAUCACGUUUCGCUGCGCUCCAUGCAGCACAAAGACACAUGGGGCAACCCGAUCGCGGACCCCGACAAGUCGAACCCGACCCGUAACCGCUGGGAACGACCACUUGACACUAUUCGAGGUUUCGAGGCGGCAAUCGACGGUGGAUACUCGCGCAAAAGUCUGAUCCGCUCAGAAACGCAGACAUCGGUAAGCUGGAGCCAGCAAGACGGUCCCCGCCCCCCGAACCAGCCACGAUUUCCCCAAGACGGCUACUACAGCAACCGGGCGCCAUCGGGUUACGGCGCCGGCUAUAAUAACGGCCGGCCUCUACCUCGCGAUCGCAGCCUGCGGAUGCAUCCCGAUCAGCAAUACCAGACUCAUGGGCGGGAGCAAAACGUCUACCCCAUGCCACAUAAGGAUCGAUCCUACGAGACGGUGACGUCUGCCGGCGGCAACUCUGACCCCGCUGGCUACCAGACAGACCCGACCAGCAGUGACAACAGCUCCGUCGACCACCGGGUCGCUCCGGCUAAGCGCCCGGGCCCCAAUGACCAUGGAAUCGGCUUCAGCCAGUCACAACCCGGCUUCGCCGUCAGCGGGGGAGGCAACGGCCAUGCCAACCAUGCCUUACCAUCCCCUCCCGCCGAGGCUGGCCACUUCGACAACGGCUCCAAUGUGCCGCUCAAGCAAUCGUCAGCACUGAGCCGGCAGGUUACACCGCCGCACCACGAUGGCCCUGAGAAGCGCAAGAGCUGGUUUAGUCGUCGCUUUAGCAAAGAUACCUAG